Molecule: messenger RNA, 312 nt
Organism: Trypanosoma theileri
Lineage: Eukaryota; Euglenozoa; Kinetoplastea; Trypanosomatida; Trypanosomatidae
Exons: 1
Coding region: 1-312 (103 amino acids)
Source: RefSeq, a predicted model, not a curated record
AUGAUAUUUCAGGCCUCAAGGUUCAGCGCCUCGGGACGUAAAGUACCCCUCGAGCCUCGCCGAAGCGAAGCAUGCCGCCCACACAAACCCCACAAAGGUCACAGUGGAGUGGUCCAGCAACACAAGGUGUCCUUCCCACUCACAAUCCACACACACACAAUGACAGUCUCACAUGCUCAUGUCAGAGAGGCACUGCGGUAUUCACUAAAAUGUACACUAAGUCACACACCUACAGAGAGGAAAAGAAAAACACAAGAAAAGAACGACAACAACAGGAUACCAACAACACACAAAGCACUCACAAUACAAUAA